Molecule: messenger RNA, 3019 nt
Organism: Colius striatus (speckled mousebird)
Lineage: Eukaryota; Metazoa; Chordata; Aves; Coliiformes; Coliidae
Gene: KLHL25
Product: kelch like family member 25
Exons: 3
Coding region: 116-1885 (589 amino acids)
Molecular function (GO): protein binding
Source: RefSeq, a predicted model, not a curated record
GGCCGCCCGCCCUCUCCCCCCCGCCUGGCGCCCUGCGGGGCCGGGGGGGCCUCGGGGCUCCCGGAGGUUUCUGCUCGGCCGGCCAGCGGAGAGAGACGGCAGGAGCUCUGUCACCAUGUCAGUCAGUGUCCACGAGAACCGUAAAUCCCGGACGAGCACCGGCUCCAUGAACAUUUUGCUGUUUCACAAAGCUUCGCACCCGGACUGUGUCCUGUCCCACCUGAACACGCUCCGGAAGCACCGCAUGUUCACCGAUGUCACCCUCUGGGCAGGAAACAGGUCGUUCCCCUGUCACCGGGCAGUGCUGGCUGCCUCCAGCAGGUACUUUGAAGCCAUGUUCAGCAACGGCCUGCGGGAGAGCCUGGAUGACGAGGUGAACUUCCACGACAGCCUCCACCCGGAGGUGCUGGAGCUGCUGCUGGACUUUGCUUAUUCCUCUCGGAUCAUCAUCAAUGAGGAGAACGCCGAGUCCCUCCUGGAGGCUGGAGACAUGCUGCAGUUCCACGACGUCCGAGACGCGGCGGCUGAGUUCCUGGAGAAGAACCUCUACCCUUCCAACUGCCUGGGCAUGAUGCUGCUCUCGGAUGCCCAUCAGUGCCGGCGCCUGUACGAGCUCUCCUGGAGGAUGUGCCUGGUCAAUUUUGAAACUGUUCACAAGAGCGAGGACUUCAACAACCUUUCCAAAGACACUCUGCUGGACCUCAUCUCCAGCGAUGAGCUGGAAAUUGAGGAUGAAGAGAAGGUCUUUAAGGCUGUCAUCCAGUGGGUGAAGUACGAUCUGGAUGAGCGGAAGGCUUAUCUCCCAGAACUUCUGAGGAACGUCCGGCUGGCCUUGCUUCCUUCUGAAUGCCUCAAGGAAGCCUUGGCUUGUGAGGACUUGAUCAUGGUGGAUGAAAGGAACAAGCUUGUCUUGGAUGAAGCUAUUCAGUGCAAGAAGAAGAUCCUCCAGAACGACGGGGUGGUCACCAGUCCCUGUGCCAGGCCUCGCAAAGCCGGGCACACCUUGCUCAUCCUUGGAGGCCAGACCUUCAUGUGUGACAAGAUCUACCAAGUGGAUCACAAAGCAAAGGAAAUCAUCCCCAAGGCAGACCUGCCGAGUCCACGGAAGGAGUUUAGCGCCUGUGCCAUUGGCUGCAAAGUGUACAUCACUGGAGGCAGGGGCUCGGAGAACGGGGUCUCCAAGGACGUGUGGGUGUACGACACUGUCCAUGAGGAGUGGUCAAAGGCCGCCCCGAUGCUCAUAGCUCGGUUUGGGCACGGCUCGGCGGAGCUGGAGAACUGCCUGUAUGUGGUCGGUGGCCACACUGCGGUGGCCGGUGUCUUUCCUGCCUCUCCUUCCGUUUCCCUGAAGCAGGUAGAGAAGUACGACCCCGUCUCCAACAAGUGGACGAUGGUGGCUCCCCUGAGAGACGGAGUGAGCAACGCCGCGGUGGUGAGCGCCAGGCUGAAGCUCUUUGUGUUCGGUGGGACCAGCAUUCACCGGGACAUGGUGUCCAAAGUGCAGUGCUACGAUCCCGCCGAGAACCGCUGGACCAUCAAAGCCGAGUGCCCGCAGCCCUGGCGCUACACGGCGGCCGCCGUCCUGGGCAGCCAGAUCUUCAUCAUGGGGGGAGACACGGAGUUCACGGCAGCCUCUGCCUACCGCUUCGACUGCGACACCGACCAGUGGACUCGCAUCGGGGACAUGACGGCCAAGCGCAUGUCCUGCCACGCUUUGGCCUCGGGGAACAAACUCUACGUGGUGGGGGGUUACUUCGGCACUCAGAGGUGCAAAACGCUGGACUGCUACGACCCUACGUCGGACACGUGGAACUGUAUCACGACGGUGCCUUACUCGCUCAUCCCCACAGCUUUCGUCAGCACCUGGAAGCACUUGCCAUCGUGAUGAGGGGCAGAGCUCAGAGCCUUGUCUCCAGGAGGUGAAUAAGAUGCCGGAGUCACAUCCAUGUUCCCUGUCUCACUGCUGGAGCCAACACAGCGACCGAGUCCCCUCCUGUCCUCCCACACAGGACUCCCUGAAGCCCUUCUCGUUCCCAGCACCAGGGCAGGAGACAGCAGGGGCCACCCAGUUCUGGCAGCAGCCACAGAGGAGCUGGGAGCGUGGGCUGUGGGGCUGGGGCUGGCACAGGGGAGCAGGAUGGCUGCGGGCACGGGCGGCCCGGCACGGCUGGGGAGAUGGAGGGUGUGCACCGGGCUGCAUGGCUCUGCUGGGGGGGCUGAGAGAUAUCCAGUGAACUUACUGUUGGCAACACCUGCUGUUUGGGUAACUUGGAAGUGUUUUUCAAAGGGAGAAGGGGUUGAGAGCCCCUGGCUCUCCCCAUCCUCACAUGCUCCACAGGGGCGAUGGCUGUGGAAACAUCAAAGCAUGGGGAGCUCGGGCAGCAGCCAGCAGUGCUGGCUACUGGAGCAAAACAGGGCAGAUGCUUUUUGUUAUGCACUCUGGGCCUUUUGUUCUUAUUUUUCCCCCUGUCCUUGCUGCAGCCAUUUGGAUGUGGUUGGGAUAUAGUCAGGGGCUGGGCAGGUCCCUCCUGCCUGGGAAGGAUCCCCCCCUCCUCAUGGCGCUGCACAUCCUGGCUUCACCUUGGAGAGACAGCAGCUGUCAGCCCAAGCUGCUCCUCCUUCACCCCAUGGAGGAAGGCAUGUGGGUUUUCAGUGCUGAUGCAAGGAUGCAGCCCCUGACUGGCUUUUCCCAAGGCCUAGCCACCACCAGAGCCUGGUCCUGCACUGCCCCAGCAUCCUGCUCCCCUCUGCAGCACAUCUGGUCCUGUGGAUGCUCUGGGCUUGCCUUUCAGCCCUGGAUUAGGGUGAGGUGUAGCCUGGCCAGCUGAAUGAUGCAAUGGCAUGAAAAGCCUUGACAUGGCUUCAAAGAACAAAGGUCUUUUCAGAGCAGUGAGUGCCAGGAAGCACACACAGUCUGUGAUGCUCUCAGUGACGUUUAUUUACAUUUCCUAGCUGGGUUUGUUGUUUGGGGUUUGUUUUUCUCCUUCAGCUGCUUGUGAACUUUAAUAAAAAUGAUGAU